This is a messenger RNA of Dunckerocampus dactyliophorus (ringed pipefish), 1071 nucleotides long. It is a transcript of the gene cdnf, whose product is annotated as cerebral dopamine neurotrophic factor. The record is from RefSeq and is a predicted model, not a curated record. The transcript is spliced from 4 exons. NCBI's taxonomy places the organism in Eukaryota, Metazoa, Chordata, Actinopteri, Syngnathiformes, Syngnathidae. Gene Ontology annotation, biological process: dopaminergic neuron differentiation; neuron projection development. Bases 16 to 552 code for a protein of 178 amino acids. Gene Ontology annotation, cellular component: endoplasmic reticulum.
ACACUUGCUUGGGACAUGGAGCUAUUAAUAACAAGCACCACUAUGUCGCUGCUACUUCUCAGCACUCUGCUGCUGUUAAAUGGGGUGUCUUAUUCUGCAGCAGGAAACUGUGACGUGUGCGUGGGGUUUCUCCACAGACUAUAUGGAAGUGUGGCGUCUAGCCACAAGGAGCUCACUCCUGCUCUGGUGGAGGAAGAGCUGUUCCAGGCCUGUUCUGUUGCCCAGGGGAAGGAAGCAAGGCUGUGUUAUUACCUAGGAGCGAGCAGUGAUGCAGCCACGCGAGUCACGGCCACCGUGUCCCAGCCUCUGUCCUCCCACGUCCCUGUCGACAAGAUAUGCCAGCGCCUCAGCAGCAGGGACACGCAGAUCUGUCAGCUCAAAUACGGGCCUGAGCCGAGACAGCUGAGCAGUGAAGAGCUGAAAAAAAUGAGGGUGUUGCAGCUGAGGAAUAUUUUAGCCUCAUGGGGAGAAGAGUGUCGAGGGUGCUUGGAGAAACAUGAGUUUGUCAGCCUCAUCCUGGAAAAAGCGCCGCUUCAGAAAGCAGAGCUGUGAACAAACCUGUACACCGAUGCAGAUCAGGGUAAAAAGGACAAAAUGAAUCAAACACGACAUGGUGAUUUAAUUCCAGUCAGCUGCCCCCUCAGUAUAUUGACUGUAUAAAUACUGACCAUAGAAAAUAUGGGUGAAACAACUGGUCUCCUGGUAAUCACUCCACCCGUGGAAUAUCUUUUUGUGCUUCCAGAGUCCAUCAAACACAAUAUCAAAUGCGACACAAUAGAGUUCUUCGAGCGGUGCUCAGCUUUUGCUUUUUGUUUUUUUGUUCUUUUUGUCUGUGGUCAUACUAGUGGGAGGUGCUGGAUUCACUGGUGGAGCUCCCAGUUUUUUGGUUUUAGCUUUUUUCACUUUGUCCUUCAGGGCAGCGAUGUCAAGCUUGCUUUCCACAGGAGCUGAAACAACAGUGCACUGUUUUAGACACAUAUUCUGUAUAAUGUUUUUCUCUGAUACAGUACAUGGCAGUUUGUAAUUCUACCUUUUGCAGCCUUCUUCAAUAAAGGCUUCUCUUUCGGAGGA